UCCCUUCAGCUCCUGGGACUGCUUGACUGUGUCGAAGAUGUCCUGCUCCAGCCUGUGUGCCCCUGCCUGCGGUGUGGCCGCCCCGGCCCCACUGGCUAACAGCUUCAAUGAGCCCUGCGUGCGCCAGUGCCCUGACUCCACCGUGGUGAUCCAACCCCCGGCCACCGUGGUCACCUUCCCCGGGCCCAUCCUCAGCUCCUUCCCACAGAGCUCCGUGGUUGGCUCAGCAGGAGUCCCCGCUGUUGGAUCUGGCUUGGGUGGCAGCUUUGGACGUAGUGCCGGCUUUGGGGGCUAUGGAGGCUCUUCUGGCCUUGGAGGCUUUGGGGGCUAUGGAGGCUUUGGCAGCUGCGGAUAUGGCAGCUGGGGCCGAGGUCUUGGGUCCCUCGGGGGCAGCUGCGGGCCCUGCUAAGCACAGCACGGCCUCCUGCCCUGGUCAAAGGGAAGCUCCGGAGAAGUCCUAGUACAUCCCCACCUGAUGCCAUGAAAAAGUGUU
Messenger RNA from Lagopus muta (rock ptarmigan), 493 nucleotides. RefSeq names its product claw keratin-like. Lineage: Eukaryota; Metazoa; Chordata; Aves; Galliformes; Phasianidae. Gene Ontology annotation, cellular component: intermediate filament. The record is from RefSeq and is a predicted model, not a curated record. Bases 38 to 409 code for a protein of 123 amino acids. The transcript has 2 exons. Gene Ontology annotation, molecular function: structural constituent of cytoskeleton.